This is a messenger RNA of Salvia hispanica, 2004 nucleotides long. Its product is annotated as beta-fructofuranosidase, insoluble isoenzyme 1-like. NCBI's taxonomy places the organism in Eukaryota, Viridiplantae, Streptophyta, Magnoliopsida, Lamiales, Lamiaceae. The record is from RefSeq and is a predicted model, not a curated record. Gene Ontology annotation, molecular function: hydrolase activity, hydrolyzing O-glycosyl compounds. Gene Ontology annotation, biological process: carbohydrate metabolic process.
CUCCACUUGAUAGAUUAUAAAGGAUCCACCAUCUUGUUUUUCCUAUAAAUACGCUCACUUGGAUCCUUUCAAUUAACAUAUAGUAAACACAUUUUUCGUUGAAUAUUCAUGGAUAUAUUCAACACCCUUGUUUGUGCACUUUCAUUGCUAUCACUUUUCAACCUUAAUCUCGUCGAAUCAUCUCACCAUGUUUUUCUGCACUUACAAUCCAAAUCCAAGCAUGUGGUUGAUGUCAAGCAACAAGGCAGGACUGGUUAUCAUUUCCAACCACCCAAACAUUGGAUAAACGAUCCAAAUGGACCAAUGUACUUCAACGGAAUAUACCACCUGUUCUACCAAUACAACCCAAAGGGAGCAGUGUGGGGCAACAUCGUGUGGGCCCACUCGGUAUCUAAAGACCUGAUAAACUGGCACGCCUUAGAGCCCGCCAUCUUCCCUUCCAAGCCCUUCGACCAGUUCGGUUGCUGGUCUGGCUCCGCCACCGUCCUCCCUGGCAACAAGCCCGUCAUCCUCUACACUGGCAUCGUCGACUCCAACAACACCCAGGUCCAGAACUUUGCAGUCCCGGCCAACCUCUCUGACCCCUUCCUCCGCCACUGGAUCAAGCCCGACAGCAACCCUCUCAUCGUGGCAGAUGACUUCGUCAACAAGACCUCCUUCCGCGACCCCACCACCGCAUGGAUGGCCCCCGACGGCCAAUGGCGGAUCACCAUCGGGGGGCGGAGGAAGCACAGGGGGAUGUCCUUCUUGUACCGCAGCAGGGACUUCUUCCGCUGGACUAAGGCCAAGCACCCCCUUCAUUCCAUGGCCGCCACCGGCAACUGGGAGUGCCCUGACUUUUUCCCCGUCUCCACCAACGGCUUCGCUGGCUUGGACGCUUCUGUCAUUGGUCCUAAGGUCAAGCAUGUGUUCAAAGUCAGCCUUGACCUCACUAGAUAUGAGUAUUACACUAUUGGGACGUAUGAUCUUGAGAGUGAUAGGUAUGUUCCCGAUAAGGAUAUGAUCGAUGGAUGGAACGGGCUGAGGUUCGAUUAUGGCAACUUUUACGCGUCCAAGUCCUUCUUUGAUCCGAGUAAGAACCGGAGGAUCUUGUGGGGUUGGGCGAAUGAGUCAGAUUCUACUGAUAAGGAUGUGGAGAAAGGCUGGGCUGGUAUUCAGCUUAUUCCUCGGACUAUUGUGCUUGAUCCGAGCGGGAAGCAGCUGCUGCAGUGGCCGAUUGAAGAACUGGAGUCGCUGAGGGCGGAGAACAUGGAGUUGGGCAAUUUCGAGCUCGAGCAGGGAGAGAAGGUCGAGAUCGAACAGAUAACAGCUGCACAGGCUGAUGUGGAGGUGACGUUUAUGUUUGAUAGCUUGGACAAGGCUGAGCCGUUUAACGAGAGCUGGGAUAGAUAUGACGCGGAGGAGAUCUGCCGUGAGAAGAAAUCGACUGUUGGAGGAGGAUUGGGACCGUUUGGGCUGGCGACGUUGGCUUCUAAGAAGUUGGAGGAGUUCACUCCUGUCUUCUUCAGAAUCUUCAAGGAUAAGGACAAGCAUCUAGUUCUUAUGUGCUCUGAUGCAUCCAUGUCAUCCAUAGAGGAAGACAAAACCAAAAUGGUGGAUGGGAAGGAUGCAUAUAGGCCCUCUUUUGGAGGAUUUGUUAAUGUAGACUUGAAAGACAUGAAGAUUUCUCUUAGGAGUUUGAUUGAUAACUCUGUGGUGGAGAGCUUUGCUGCGGGAGGAAAGACUGUCAUUACUUCUAGAGUGUAUCCCACCAUGGCAUUGUAUGGAGAUGCUCAUUUGUACGCAUUCAACAAUGGAACCGAAACUAUCCAAAUCGAGAGCUUGAGUGCGUGGAGCAUGGACAAACCCGACCAUAUGAAUCAGGAACUCAAGGAUUAACAUAGUUUCUUAUAAACAUGUAAUAUCAUCUUGGACUUAUCUACUAGGAGCAUACCUACUCAUUUUGUAUCUAAUAAUGUGAACUACAACUAAUUAUUGGUAUCUCAUUUGAUGAGAAAGUGGCCA